GCAGCGCAGCAUGAGCUUCCUUUUCACAGUGCAGCGGGAGCAGUAUCGGAGUCUGAAGACUUCUGUCUCCCAACCUAAAGGAGAACAAACGAUCACAAAAUGGGCUUCGUUAAGGUGGUUAAGAACAAGGCGUAUUUCAGGAGAUACCAGGUCAAGUUCAGGAGGAGGAGAGAGGGAAAAACUGACUACUUUGCCCGCAAGCGCCUUGUCAUUCAAGACAAGAACAAGUACAACACACCGAAGUACAGGAUGAUUGUUCGACUCUCCAACAGGGAUAUUGUUUGCCAGAUCGCAUAUGCCAAAAUUGAAGGCGACGCGAUCGUCUGCGCUGCUUACUCUCACGAGUUGCCAAAGUAUGGCAUUGCUGUUGGACUGACGAACUACGCUGCUGCCUACUGCACCGGUUUACUGUGUGCACGCAGGCUGCUGAAUAAGUUUGGUCUGGAUAAGGUCUACGAAGGCCAGGUUGAGGUGACUGGCGAUGAAUUUAAUGUGGAAAGCAUUGAUGGCCAGCCAGGGGCGUUUACAUGCUACCUGGAUGCUGGACUCGCCAGAACCACCACAGGGAAUAAGGUGUUUGGAGCUCUCAAAGGAGCAGUUGAUGGAGGACUGUCCAUUCCUCACAGCACUAAACGGUUCCCAGGCUACGACAAUGAAAGUAAGGAGUUCAACGCGGAGGUGCACAGGAAGCACAUCAUAGGCCAGAAUGUGUCAGAGUACAUGAGCUAUCUGAUGGAGGAGGACGAGGACCAGUACAAGAAGCAGUUCUCCCGCUUCAUCAAGAACGGCAUCACACCCGACUCUGUUGAAGAGAUGUACAAAAAGGCCCAUGCUUCCAUCCGUGAGAACCCAGUUCAUGAGAAGAAGCCCAAGAGAGAAAUCAAGAAGAAGAGGUGGAACCGUGCCAAGCUGACUCUGGCCCAGAGGAAGGACCGUGUGGCCCAGAAAAAGGCCAGCUUCCUCAGGGCUCAGGACGCUGCUGCAGAUGACUAAAGAGAUGAAGUGUCAACUGCUCCAAAGAAAGUGUGUACCUUAUCCAAAUAAAUCAUUUGGAAAGAA
Sinocyclocheilus grahami is the source of this 1059-nucleotide messenger RNA. RefSeq names its product ribosomal protein L5a (gene rpl5a). Gene Ontology annotation, biological process: translation; ribosomal large subunit assembly. The coding region runs from base 100 to 993 and encodes 297 amino acids. The transcript has 8 exons. Gene Ontology annotation, molecular function: 5S rRNA binding; structural constituent of ribosome. Gene Ontology annotation, cellular component: ribosome; cytosolic large ribosomal subunit. The record is from RefSeq and is a predicted model, not a curated record. NCBI's taxonomy places the organism in Eukaryota, Metazoa, Chordata, Actinopteri, Cypriniformes, Cyprinidae.